AUGAAACGGAUUGCCCAUUGGGGAGCCCGAAUAGAUUUUCGACGAAUCGCAGGCGGGGGCGGGGCGCAAGGAUGGCGUGUUGCAAUAGAGGACGCGGUGAAGAACCGCAUACCGAAGCCGUCUGUUUACAGUGAUGCAAGGAGAGAUGAACGGAACCACCUCUGUAUUCAUAAUCUAGGACCUGAUAUAGGGGAUGGUGUAGUGCAGUCGUUAAGAGGUUCCGCUUUGGCCGCGCGAUCGAUCGAUGACCUGUCUGCGAGGAUAAAAACACUGAAGAUGGGUGCGAACUGGGGGAAACGGACGUUAGUGGAGUGUAACGGCGUCAACCUUCUUAUAUCUAUUAUUGCUGUUGCUUUGGCCAUCGCAGCCACGUUUCUCCUGACAUUUUUCCUCACAAAAAAUGCCUGCGAUUCGAAGAAAAGCGAUAAUGGUGGUACCACUGAUCAACCAACUAACUCACCAUCCGCUGCUGAGCUACGUCUGCCAUCGAGUGUAGUGCCAUUGAGCUACGAUCUCAGCGUAAAAGUUUAUCUGCCUUCGUAUGUCGAAUUUCCUCACGAGAAAGAUUUCACUUUCGAUGGCGAAGUGGAAAUGGACUUGAAAAUUGUGGAACCAGUCAGCAAAAUUGUCCUCAACAUGAGAUACAUUAAUAUUUCAAAGGAGAACAGUCAAUUCACUGUGGAUGGUAAAAACGUUGCUAUCGAAAAAGUGGUGCCGCACGAGAAAUUGGAAAAAGUUGACAUCGUCCUGACUAAAACCAUUCCAAAAGAUUCGGAGGCAAAAUUAAAGCUGGUUUACGUUGGAGAGAUCAACACAAAAUUAGGAGGACUCUAUCGAACCACGUAUACGGAAAAUGACGGAACGCAGAAAACCGCUGCUGUCACUCAAAUGGAACCCACGGAUGCUCGUCGUAUGGUGCCCUGUUUUGAUGAACCUCAUCUCAAAGCACCUUGGAGGGUCACCGUCAUUCAUCCGAAGGGGACAACCGCGAUUUCAAACGGGAUUGAAAUGCAAAUAUCUGAGAAAGGUGACUGGAUGACAACGAAAUUUAAAGAAACUCCUAAAAUGUCAUCGUAUCUUCUGGCGCUUAUGGUCUCCGAAUUCGAAAAUAUACAAGGCAAGACCGCGUCUGGUGUACAGUUCCGAAUAUGGUCAAGACCGGAAGCAAAAAAGAUGACCGCCUACGCGCUUCAAGCUGGGAUCAAAUGCCUGGAAUUCUACGAGAAACACUUCAAUUUCAGCUUCCCUCUGAAAAAACAAGAUAUGGUGGCACUUCCGGAUUUCUCUGCCGGUGCUAUGGAGAACUGGGGAUUAAUCACAUACAGGGAGAAUUCUCUUCUCUAUGACAAUAGGUUGUAUGGACCACAGAACAAGCAGAGGGUUGCGCUUGUCGUUGCACAUGAAUUGGGUCAUCAGUGGUUCGGCGAUUUGGUCACGAUGAAAUGGUGGGAUGAUGUAUGGUUGAACGAAGGUUUCGCUACAUAUGCUGAACAUUUUGGAGCUGAUGUUAUUAGUGAUAAUAAUAUGAGGAUGCAAGAAAUCUUCAUAAUUGAUUCACUUAAAACUGGUAUGGCGCUCGAUUCGGUGGCUGCAAGUCAUCCACUUUCGUUCAAAAUCGACAAAGCCUCGGAAGUUUUCGAAGCGUUCGACUCGAUCUCGUAUGGGAAAGGCGCUUCCGUGCUUCGAAUGAUCUCUCAUUUAAUUGGCGUAGACAAUUAUAAUAAUGCUAUUGCUCAUUACGUCGCAAAGUUCGCCUACAGUAACGCUCAAGUUGCUGAUCUCUGGAAAGCAAUGGACGAAGUUGUUGGGAAUUUCGAUGGGCCCCGUGGAAAGAUGACCGUGAUCGAUUUCGCUGAUCCAUGGACCACACAGAUGGGAUUCCCUAUUGUUACCGUGGAAUCUGCAAACGCUACUCAUCUAAAACUUACACAAGUACGCUAUAAGAAGAAUCCUAAUGCUAAAGAGCAGGAAAAAUAUCAGAAUCCUAAAUAUGGGUUCAAAUGGGAUGUUCCAAUAUGGUAUCAAGAAGGCGGAGAAGAUACCCGACUGGCUUGGUUGGGAAGAGACGAGCCACUCUAUCUCAAAUUGAACAAUCCAGAAAAUCCGGUCGUCAUUAACACAGGCAGAACCGGUUUUUAUCGUCAAAACUAUGAUGAUAAAGGAUGGAAGAAAAUUACGGCACAACUCAAACAGAAUCAUAAGGUGUACAGUUCCCAAACAAGAAAUGGCAUCAUCAGUGACGCGUUUGCGGCAGCACUCAUCGAUAAGGUCCCAUACGAGACCGUUUUCGAUCUGCUCGGAUAUAUAGUGGCUGAAGAGGAAUAUUUGCCAUGGCAAGAGACUCUGAACGGCUUCAAUGGCGUUCUCGAAUUUUUCGGGAAUGAACCUGAAUCAAAAUAUGCUACUCGCUUUAUGCUAAAAUUACUAGAACCUAUCUACAAAGUUAGUAGUCUUGAACAUAUCGCAGCAAACUAUAAAACGGAUAACCUAUACUUUGAAAUGAACCUUGAACAAGCAGUAAUCGAUGCCUAUUGUUCGCUUGGAUCGAAGGAAUGCCUUAGAAAUUACAAAAAUCUCUUCGAUAAAGAAGUUGUUGAAAAGUGUCAACAGAAAAACGCUAAGCCAAGUGAAUGCUCCAAUGUUGCCGCACCUCUACGAGCUAAAACUUAUUGUUUCGGAGUCAAAGAAGGUGGUGAUGCCGCCUAUCAGAAGGUAAUGGAAUUAUAUCUGGCAGAAAGUGUGCAGCUGGAAAAAGAUAUCCUUCGUCGUGCUCUAGGAUGCCAUACAGAUAUUACAGCUUUGAAAGAACUUAUGCUACUAGCCCUGAACCGAAAUUCAUCAUUUGUACGUCUCCAAGACGUGAACGACAUCUUCUCCAGUGUCUCUCAAAACCCUGUCGGUCAAGAAAUUAUCUUCAACUUUUUGUUAGAACGAUGGGAUGAGAUUUAUGAAGGAUUAAUGCCAGAGCAUAGAGCUGUCGGUAAGACUAUCCUGGCAGCUUCUGUUGGUAUCCGCUCACAACAUCAAAUAGAGCAGGUGAAACUCUUGAAGAAGAACGGCAACCAUGCCAAUGAAUUUGGCGACUUUGACGAAGUGAUUGAAGAAUCCGAGCACAAAAUUGAAUGGAUUAAGAAACACUUCCGAAGGCUAUCAGAAUUCUUCAAGAAAUCCCUAGAAAAUUGA
Molecule: messenger RNA, 3183 nt
Organism: Necator americanus (New World hookworm)
Lineage: Eukaryota; Metazoa; Nematoda; Chromadorea; Rhabditida; Ancylostomatidae
Exons: 28
Coding region: 1-3183 (1060 amino acids)
Biological process (GO): peptide catabolic process; proteolysis
Cellular component (GO): cytoplasm
Molecular function (GO): peptide binding; metalloaminopeptidase activity; zinc ion binding
Source: RefSeq, a predicted model, not a curated record